Molecule: messenger RNA, 750 nt
Organism: Pieris macdunnoughi
Lineage: Eukaryota; Metazoa; Arthropoda; Insecta; Lepidoptera; Pieridae
Source: the annotation of a GenBank genome assembly
AUGUUUCCUUCUCUUCGCGUGUCUCUGAACGGCCUGGACCCUCGUGAGGAGUACUGUGUAUUACUAGAGUUAUCCCUUGUCGGUCGACGACGUUGGCGUUGGGCGGGCGGCGCUUGGGCGGCUGCAGGUGGCGCUGAGCCUCAAUCACCAAGAAGGCUGAUGCUCCAUCCCGAUUCACCAGCCCCUGGACACCAUUGGACGGCGAACCCGAUCUCAUUUAGCAAGCUUAAACUUACAAAUAACACCAUGGAUGCGCAGGGUCAUAUGGUUCUAACAUCGAUGCAUAAGUACCGACCGAGGGUGCUGGUGGUGCGAGCUCGUGACGCCGCAGCCCUGGCCUGGGGAGCACCUCAUGCCUCCUUUUCAUUCCCUGAGACUGAAUUCAUUGCUGUUACAGCUUAUCAGAACGAUCGCAUAACAAAAUUGAAGAUCGACAACAACCCGUUCGCAAAAGGUUUCCGCGCGUGUGGACAAUCCAAAUGCAAGAGGAAAACCUCAGACCCAGACACCGGCUCUGAACCAAAUGAAUCUCCUGAGCCAAAACGACCUUGUUCUGACGCCGCAUCAUCAUGUUCUGAAGAGGGAAGCCUUAGAUCUACGUCACCUCGAUCGCCUCCUCUCAUCGACUCUCCCGCGCCUUUGAUUCUCCCCCCUCAAGCACCAGUUCCUAGGAUACCAUCACCUCCAGAACCAGCCCCAUGUCGACGAGUAAAGAGCUUCACAAUUAGUGCUUUACUCGGCGAAGGCUGA